Messenger RNA from Medicago truncatula (barrel medic), 2671 nucleotides. RefSeq names its product protein argonaute 4A. The transcript has 22 exons. Lineage: Eukaryota; Viridiplantae; Streptophyta; Magnoliopsida; Fabales; Fabaceae. The coding region runs from base 22 to 2625 and encodes 867 amino acids. Gene Ontology annotation, molecular function: protein binding; RNA binding. The record is from RefSeq and is a predicted model, not a curated record.
UACUCAUUGAACAAUGAGGAAAUGAGAAAGACAUUGAAUUCAAACCAUGUGCCCAUGGCCAGGAGAGGUCUUGGAUCCAAGGGAGCCAAGAUACAACUCUUAGCGAACCAUUUUCGAGUUGGCCUGAGCAAGAAUGACGGCUACUUCUAUCACUACAAUGUUGCUUUAUGUUAUCAAGAUGGACAUGCGGUUGAAGUGAAAGGAGUUGGGAGAAAAGUCAUUGACAAGCUUUGUGAAACAUAUGAUGUAUUAAGAAACAAGAAUUUUGCAUAUGAUGGCGAGAAAAGUUUAUUCACUCUUCGUUCUCUACAUCAUAAAAAGCAGGAAUUCAUUGUUGUGUUAGAGGAAGUUUCAUCAACGAGAGUUGGAAGCAACCCUUCUGAAGCAACCAAGAGAAUGAAGCAUCAAUCUCGGUCCAAAACAUUUAAGGUUGAGAUUAGUCAUGUAUCUAAAAUUCCGUUACAAGAAAUUACAGAUGCCUUGAGAGGUCAGGAAUCUGAACACUAUCAGGAAGCAUUUAAUUUCCUUGACACAAUACUGAGGCAGAAUGCAGCAAAACAGGGAUGUCUCCGUAUUCAUAAAUCGUACUUUCACGAUAAUCAAAAGAAUAUUACAAACCUGGAAGGUGGUAUUCAAUGUUGUCGUGGCUUCCAUUCGAGCUUCAGAGUCACACAAAGAGGUUUAUCUCUCAAUGUUGAUGUGUCAACUACAUUACUUGUAAAGCCUGGUCCUGUAGUGGACUUCCUUCUCCAGAAUCAGAAUGUUCAGAAACCAAACUUGAUUGAUUGGACCAAGGCAAAAAGAAUGUUGAAAAAUCUUAGAAUCAAGGCUAACAAUACACAACGCAAAAUCACUGGACUAAGUGAAAAGUCCUGCAUGACACAAAAUUUUUUAUUUAAACAUGGAAAUGAUGCUAAUGGUGAAGUGCAGUCAAGUGAAAUAACAAUUUAUGAAUACUUCAAACGCCACAAAAAGAUUGAACUUUGUUAUUCUGUUGAUAUGCCAUGCAUCAAUGUUGGAAAACCAAAGAGGCCAAUUUAUUACCCUAUGGAGUUAUGCACAUUAGUCUCAUUGCAGCGAUACACUAAGCCGUUAGCGCAUAAACAAAGGGCUCAACUGAUAUUGGAAUCAAGGACUAGUCCUCGUGAAAGGAAAGAAGCUUUGCAAUAUUCUUUAAGAAACAGCAGAUAUGGCGAUGAGCCUAUGCUUCGCUCUUUAGGGAUUACUAUCGAACCUUCCUUUACACAAGUUGACGGUCGUGUCUUGCAACCUCCGACACUUAUUGUUGGAAGGGGACAGAACUUUUGUCCCCGAAAUGGGAGCUGGAAUUUCAAUGAUAAGAAACUAAUUGAACCUGUGAAGAUUAAGCGUUGGGCAAUUGUAAACUUUUCGUCACAGUGUGAUACGAAACAUUUGUGCAGUAUGAUUAAAAAAUGUUCUGAAAUGAAAGGGAUGCUCAUAGAUCCUCCGUUCGACAUAUUUGAAGAGGAUAUUCGCCAUAGGAAUGAGUCGCCAUUUGCGAGGGUUGCAAGAAUGUAUGAAAUGGUAAAGGCCAAGCUACCUGGACCCCCUACGCAUCCUCUAGCUCAGCUUCUUUUGUGUAUUCUUCCGGUUAGCAGGAAUUGUAACAUUUAUGGUCCUUGGAAAAGAAGAUGUCUUGUUGAUGAAGGGAUUGCAACACAAUGCAUUGCUCCAACAAAAAUUAAUGAUCAUUACAUUAUUAAUGUUCUAUUGAAAAUUAAUGCAAAGCUUGGUGGGAUGAAUUCCUUUUUGUUAACUGAAUUUAAGCAUUCGAUACCACUGUUUUCAAAAAUACCUACAUUGGUUAUUGGAAUGGAUGUUUCACAUGGAUCUCAAGGUCAAUCAGAAGCACUAUCCAUUGCUGCGGUUGUGAGCUCAAGAUGUUGGCCUCAAAUCUCUCGUUACAAAGCUGUAGUCCGCACUCAGUCGUCAAAAGUAGAGAUCGUUCAGUCUCUAUUCAAGCCUGUUUCUGAUACUAAGGAUGACGGUAUCAUCAGUGAGUUGCUUAAAGACUUCCAAACAACUUCAGGAGUAAAGCCUCAACAAAUUAUAAUUUUCAGGGACGGCGUGAGCGAAUCACAGUUCAACCAAGUCCUCAACAUUGAAUUGAAUGAAAUCAUAAAGGCAUGUAAGUGUUAUGAUGAAAGUUGGUGUCCAAAGUUUACUUUGAUUGUUGCUCAGAAGAAUCAUCACACUAGGUUCUUCAAAGCCAAUUCUCCUCAAGAAAAUGUUUCACCUGGAACUGUUAUUGAUAACACUAUAUGUCAUCCCAAAGACAAUGACUUCUACAUGUGUGCACAUGCUGGGAGGAUUGGCACAAGUCGUCCUACUCAUUACCAUGUUUUAUAUGAUGAAAUUGGGUUCUCAGCAGAUAAUUUACAAGAAUUUGUGCAUUCUCUAUGUUAUGUGCACCAGAGAAGCACAAAUGCCAUAUCAAUAGUUGCACCAAUAUAUUAUGCUGACCUAGCUGCUGCUCAGAUAGCACAAUUUAUAAAAUAUGAUGAGUCAGAGAAUCUUUCCAGCCACAAUGAAUUCAUAUCUCAAAUACCUACUGAGUUACCACGUCUUCAUGAACGAGUUGCAGAUUCUAUGUUCUUCUGUUAAUGAUUCUCUUUCAUUCAAACUCAUGAGUUGAAUGUCAAAUGUAUGU